UUGGCUUCGAGUCCUACAUUAGGCUUUGAUUAGUUAGUACCAGCGCUGUCAAAAACCCCACAGCUAUAAAUAGAUUUUGGCAGUGAAGAUGAUGGGCGAAGAAGGUCGUAAAGAAGCAGGCAUGGAGAGUCUAUCUCUUGACGAUGAUGAAGAUGAUAACAAGUUGACCUCCAAAUCCUACUCUAACUACCGCAGUGCCAUGACUUCUCUUUCUGAUUCUCACCACCCUCUUUCCCCGUCGAUCGUCGCUACACCUGACGAUUCUGACCCCUUAUUAGCUUCUUCUAUUCAACCACCUUUUUAUGCCGACAUCGUCCUCAGUCCUAUUGAUGUUGAAGAAUUUAAUGCCAUCCAAAACCCUAGCGAUGACUCAAGAAAAUCUACAUUGUCUCCACCUUUAAACUUGGAGUAUUUGAAUAUCACGGUUUCGGAUCCACAGAAGGAAAUGGAAGCAUCCGCGUCAAUUGUUCCCGGCAGUAAUACUUACGUUACCUAUUUAAUCACCACAAAAACCAAUUUACCCGAAUAUGGAGGAACCGAUUUCAGCGUUCGGAGGCGCUUCAAAGACAUAGUUACUUUAUCCGACAGAUUGAGCGAAGGUUAUAGAGGCUAUUUUAUUCCUCCCAGGCCGGAUAAAAGUGUAGUGGAGAGUCAAGUGAUGCAGAAACAGGAGUUUGUGGAGCAAAGAAGAUUGGCAUUGGAGAAGUACUUGCAUAAGCUUGCAUCACAUCCACUCAUCAGGAAGAGUGAUGAAUUGAGGGUCUUUUUGCAAGUGGAUGGUAAGCUUCCCCUGCCAACGACCACUGAUGUGGCAUCUAGGGUAUUGGAUGGAGCAGUAAAGUUGCCAAAGCAAUUGUUUGGGGACUCAGGAAAUGUGAUUGGGCCGCAGGAUGUUGUGCAGCCUGCUAAAGGUGGUAGGGAUUUGCUGAGGUUGUUCAAAGAACUGAAGCAAUCUGUUACCAAUGAUUGGGGUGGGUCAAAGUCACCUGUCGAGGAGGAGGAUAAGGAUUUCCUGGAAAAUAAAGAAAGGUUGCACAAUCUUGAGCUGCAACUUAGUAAUGCGUCAAAGCAGGCUGAAUCACUUGUUAAAGCUCAGCAAGAUAUGGGGGAUACGAUUGGAGAACUUGGGCUAACAUUUAUUAAGUUGACAAAGUUUGAGAAUGAACGAGGUACUGUGAAUACUCAGAGAGAACGGGCCGCUAAUAUGAAAAACGUGGCUACUGCAGCUGUUAAAUCCAGCAGAUUGUAUCGGGAGUUAAAUUCACGGACAGUGAAGCAUUUGGAUAUUCUACAUGAACACCUGAGUCUAAUGUUGGGUAUACACCAUGCAUUUUCAGACCGAUCAAGUGCUUUAUUGACAGUGCAGACUCUCAUUUCGGAAUUGUCUUCCUUAAAUUCAAGAGCAGAGAAACUUGAAACAGCAACCUCUAAGAUAUUUGGAGGUGAUAAAUCAAGAGUUCGAAAGUUGGAAGAGUUAAAAGAUUCCAUUAGGGUCACUGAAGAUGCCAAAAGGUGUGCCAUCAGAGAAUAUGAACGCAUUAAGGAAAAUAAUCAAAGUGAGAUAGAUCGAAUAAAUAGAGAAAGGCAUGUUGACUUUGUGAACAUGUUGAAAGGAUUCGUAACUAAUCAGGUGGCUUAUACGGAGAGAAUUGGGCAAGAGUGGUCAAAAGUUGCAGAUGAGACCAGUCGCUAUUCAAGAGAGUGAAUAAAAUGUAUGCUGUAAAAUCAGAUACUUAGAUUUUUCUUGUUUCAUUUUUGUGUUAAUUGAUUGUACAGUGGGAAAUUAAUACAUUAGAAGACACAUAUACUCUAAUUUUUUUUUUAAAAAAAAUUUCCCACUCCCUAUGAGUUUUUUUCACA
Molecule: messenger RNA, 1860 nt
Organism: Solanum dulcamara
Lineage: Eukaryota; Viridiplantae; Streptophyta; Magnoliopsida; Solanales; Solanaceae
Product: sorting nexin 2B-like
Exons: 5
Coding region: 89-1705 (538 amino acids)
Molecular function (GO): phosphatidylinositol binding
Source: RefSeq, a predicted model, not a curated record